This is a messenger RNA of Vigna angularis (adzuki bean), 426 nucleotides long. RefSeq lists its product as uncharacterized. Bases 1 to 426 code for a protein of 141 amino acids. NCBI's taxonomy places the organism in Eukaryota, Viridiplantae, Streptophyta, Magnoliopsida, Fabales, Fabaceae. The transcript is spliced from 2 exons. The record is from RefSeq and is a predicted model, not a curated record.
AUGCAGGCAACUCUCUCCAAUCAGAAAAGCACUGAAGCUGCUAUAAGGAAUCUAGAGAUGCAGGUUGGUCAAAUAGCCAAGAAGCUGGAAGAGAUACCUAUCAAAAGUUUCGGGGCUAAUACUGAAGUUAACCCCAAGGAAGAGUGCAAAGUUAUUGUGAGCGUGAAAGAAGAGAGGGAGAAAAAGAAAGAAAAGGCACCUCCUCCUAAGGUUAAAGAUCCAAGAAGUUUCACCAUUCCUUGCAUUGUGAGGAGGCAUAAAAUAGGGAAAGCCCUAAUUGAUUUAGGGUCCAAUAUCAAUUUGGUGCCCUUAUCUGUUCUUGAAAAGAUUGGUGGUCUUGAAGUCAAGCCUGCAAGGAUAACUCUAUUUAUGACAGAUGGAUCCACCAAAAAGCUCUAUGGUGUGGUGAAAGAUGUGAUGAUUUAA